Nothobranchius furzeri (turquoise killifish) is the source of this 4778-nucleotide messenger RNA. It is a transcript of the gene anln2, whose product is annotated as anillin, actin binding protein 2. The record is from RefSeq and is a predicted model, not a curated record. Lineage: Eukaryota; Metazoa; Chordata; Actinopteri; Cyprinodontiformes; Nothobranchiidae. Gene Ontology annotation, cellular component: actomyosin contractile ring. Gene Ontology annotation, biological process: septin ring organization; actomyosin contractile ring assembly; mitotic cytokinesis.
CACAAGACCCGCUGAAAUUUAAAGUUAGAGGAGGAGAUUGAACGUUUGUGUCAACAAGAAGGUUAUUUCUUCCGUCUUAUUGUCGUUAUUGGUUUUGAAACUGCAGUUUUAUACAGACAUCGUCUCAGGUCAGUUUUACUUUGACUUUUUUCAGUUCAACAUGGAAGCCAGAGAGGAAGAUGGUGGCAAAGCCAACGCUAACUUGAAAAGGCAGAGAGAACCUCUGUCAGACUCCGAAGGCAAUGCUGUCCCAGCCCCAGAAAUGAAAGAUGGGCUGAAGCGGCGGCGUUUGGAGGCAGCUGGUAGGGAGAACCAAAGUCCUAAACCGUCCACCUCUGGAAGACUGGCUGCGCUACAGACAAAACCAGACACGCCGAUGAUUCCCUCGGUCCGUUCACGAGUUCAGCUGCUCGCCCAGAGAAGAGAUGUUCAGCGUUGCUUUUCUGAUCCCGGAGCUGAAGGUUCAUCAGUUAAUACCAAAGACAUCAAAGGGCAUCUCCUUGGCGAAGAAGAAUUUAAUGAAAGACUGGAGCGUUUUAAAGCACCUGUUUUCCAGGCCAGCCCCACCCCAGCAGAGAUUCCUGCCAAUCCCAGCCCACGGGCCCGCUCCCGCUUCGUCUCUGGCAUUCAGCAGAAACUCCAGUGCUCAACAACCCCCAGCUCGAAGCAGGCUUUCAGCAUACGCCAGGAACGAGAACGGGAGCUGAACCAGCUGUCUUUCCAGCCAAUUAGUGAGAACGCCUGGCUGAAAAGGAGCAACUCCGAUUCAUCAUUAACAAGCCAGCGAAGGACCCCUGCUGGCUCUUCAUCACCUACCUUGUCAGUUGCAAGAUCUAAAAGGAAGGUUUGUUGGCCUCCCGUGCAGCCGUCUGAUCAGGUUCAUGAUGAUGAUGAUGAUGAUACUGAGAUGAAAGAUGGCAGUUUCAUUGAAAUGCUUAAAUCAGCCACAGAGGGGCCUGCAAAUCCCACUGGUGAAGGAACGUCCUCUGAAUCUGCUGCUGUUGCAUCUGCAGAGAAACAAAAUGCUCAUCGUGAUGAGGAAGGUCAGGAGAAAGAACACAAGGCAGCAGAUGUGAAUAAAGAGCAGCCAGGUUUCCUACAACCAGAAGCUCUGGCUGUACUACAGCUGUCUUUCAGUGAGGAGCACAGUUUGUCUGAGCUGCAAACAGCUGAGAGGGACGGCUUCUUACAAUCAACCCUCCUAGAUGAGUCCAACACAAAGGAAACGAGUCAGGUUUUCAGAGGAACUGAAGACAAAUCUGAGGUGUUUACUUUUGAUGAAGAGGAAACAAUGAAUUGUUCUUCAUACAGUGAGGAGGGGAUUGAACCUUCAACCGAUGAGGAAUUAAGGGUAUGGAGAUAUCCUCAAGGCAAGGUGGUUGAGGAUGAGGAAGAAAGGCAGCUUUUAACUAACAAGGAGGGAAGGGAGUUAGAAACAUUCAGCGAGGACAAAGAUAAAGAAGAUGGCUUUACGAGGUACAACAAACCUGCUGAUCCUCACGCAGAUAUUUCCAGUGAGGCUGAUGGCUCUCCGGAGCCGCAGAAUCAUGGUAAUCUGACACCUGAGAUGAGGAGCAUGGUAGAUGAUUCUGUGAUGGAGAAGGCUGAUGUUGAUGAAGAAACGCUGAAGUCCCGUGAAAGCUGCGGUGUGGGAAUAUUGAUCCGAAACAACGAUGCAUUUCAACAGUGGAAGGAGAGCCAGGCAGGCAGUGUGGAACGUGAAACUCGAGCUUUAAGAGACUCGAGACCAGAAGCACAGUCAGGGAGCGCAGACCAUGAUGCGGGAACUCAUUCUGAUGGAAACGAUGGUGAAGCUCAGAGGUCAACAGAGAUCCAGCUAGACUCCGGUGAGAUGGAGGCGGAUUCAUCAGGUGUAAGGCAGGAUUAUGUAAACAAGCUGGCAGCAGGAAGUCAGAGGAUAGAAAACCCAAAGAGAGUCACCUUCAUCCUGGAGCCCGAGCUGAUUAACAGCUCGCCCGUGACUGAGAGCGAUACCUCAAUGGAGUCCAGGACUGAGACAAGUCUGUCAGACGAUGGAUUGAGCUCUCACGAUGAGACCGGGACCGCUGAAGUAAUCGACAAGAUGUUUGAAGAGGUGCUGGAAUGUGCCGGAAAUGUGGAAGAAAAGGAGCGAGUGGAUGAAGAUGCAGAGGACUGCGAUAGUGGUAUCGGUGCUUGCUCUGGAGAUAAAGACAAGAUGGACACCGACGUGCAGAAGGAGACGAGUGAAGAAGCAACAGAAGAGGGGAAGGAUGAAAGCAACAAGCUGGACAGUUAUGGAGAUGAGCUGCUGACCUUUCCUCCAAGCGUCAUCCUCUCUCCUCUCAGCAAGUCUGUAGAAGCUGCGGUCACCCCGAUGCGGCUGGCAGCAGCUCAGGAGUCAAGCUCUUCAUCGUUGCUCCUGACUCCAGAAGAAACCAGCACCCCUCCGGCUGACUUCGCUCCACUUUACAGUGUCGAUGCGUACCGCACACAACGACAGAGUAAGCUACCCGCCACUCAGGGCGUGACUCCAGCUGCUCAGAGACGGGCCACAGAGGUGUCCGAGCCCCAGCCGUUGGUCAACACCAAGGAGAGAAUAGCCGCUCUUAAUGAAGAAGCCGUGAAGCUGCAGACCGUGAUCAGCCAGACCCUACAAGCUCUGAGCUGCUGCACUGAUGAAGACCAUGGACGCGGCUCGCUGGAGGAGGCUGAAGCUGAGAAACUUCUGCUGGUCUCCUGUGAGAAACGCUCUGCCCUGCUGGCAGAGGUAACCAGACUGAGGGAGGAGAAGAGCUCAGAGUCUGAAGGGGCUUCAACAGAGGAGCAGCAGCCCUGCAGAGGGACGGUCAGCAUCACAAACAUCCAGCUGCCUCUCAAGGUGGAGUUUGUCUGCUCGUCGCAGAACCGCGCAGGACGACCAAGCCACUACUUCUUCGUUCUAAUCCGAUACGGGCCCUGCCACAUCGUUGCCACGCCGCUGGCUACAGCAGCCGAUGCCCGAAGCGGAGACGCCAUCUCCUUCCCAACAUCGGUCACGCUGAAGGACAUCCGCCCUGGUUUUGAGAUUGAAGUGGAAGUCUACAGCCUGUCUCAUUCUUCAGGCACCAACAGCAGCGCAGAUCGACCCGGCGCUAAGUCACGAGUGACGCCCAGAAAGCUCCUGAAUACCAUCACAAAAUCCGGUUACAGCUUGACAAGUUCUUCUCAGACGUCACUCAGUCGUCGCUCCAGUAACUUUUGUCUGGUCGGCUCCCACACGAUCAGCUUAGCCUCGCUAGGAAGCAACAAAUUCCCGCUGGAUAAGAUGAAAUUUGAAGGCAAAAUCAGGAAGCUGCUGGGAGAUGAGUUUCAGGAAAAGGUGCCUUUUCUUUCACCUCUAGAGGGCAACAUCUACCUGAAGCUGGACAGCGAGGGUCACUCUGAUGUCCGACACCAAGGCUUCCUGACCGUGUUUGACCUGAUCAGUGGAUUUGGCGUGUGGAACCGCAGGUUUUUUGUCCUGCAGGGAUGUGAUCUGUUCUACUGGAACCACCCAAAUGACAGAGAAACAAAGGAAGCAGAGGGCAGCAUCUCUCUGUCCAAGUUCCCCAGUCAGUGCGUCAGGCCUGUUAACAGAGACUCCUGCGCGCGACCUUUCACCUUUGAACUGGCGAACGAGGUUAGGCUGCAGGAGGAUCAAAACCAGGAACCACUGUCCAGGUGUUGGUUCUCCGCUGACACCAAGCAGGAGAGGCUGGACUGGAUGGAGAAGCUUAACCAAGUCCUGUUGGACUUCCACACGUGGAACCGAGCCCGACCAGAACCUCAGCAGCAGAACACGACCAGCAGUGGAAACCAGUGAAGGAGGGAAUCCUGCAACAUGUUUUUCCUACGUUUUCUGUGACCCAUGAAGGGGUCCUGGAGUCACCUGGCAGGUAGACGAGCCUCUGCUGAAAAGAUGAAACGUCUCAUCUUGUUGGGAGAUAUUUGAUUCAUUUCCUUUUGUGUUUCUUUUCAUCUGAAUCCGAUCAUUGUUGGUUUUUAUUUUAUGAACACAGCUGAUUAAUUUGAGUUUAAUGAUAUUGGAACUUAUUAAAAUCUGCUUUUAUUUUGAAUUUUUGGGGAGCACUCGGCUGCUUUAGCCUUUAUUGGCUGCAUUUGGUCACUUUCAGUCAUUUUGUUGACAUUUAUCUCCGUAGCCUGUUUACUUUUGUUUACUUAUUUGGAUUCAGAUCCCGUUUUUGGAUAAAACAAUCAUCAGGAUACUAAUAAAUAAAAUUCUAACUAAUAAACCUUAAAGAAUGGGAGUAGACUACACACUAAAUAUAUAGAACUAAUUAUUUUUUAUUCUAUAUGCGUAUAAUUUUUAUUAACUUGAUUUGGGACAGAUUGAGAGUGAAGGUUAACGCAGGUGACCGUUCCCAGAGCCGUUAUUCCAGCUGCUUUGGGGGGUUUGGGGAACGCAUCCCAGGGAAGGCACCGUGUUUUUAUCCGUGCUCUUUAACGAAGCGAGAUGAGCGCGCCUCUUCUUCCAAAUCCUUCUUUCUUUUACAGAAUUGAUCUUUUCCCUGCAGAAACAUUUAAUGAAAGUUAUUAUUUUGCAUCUUGUUUGUUCUCCUUCUCAGAUACUGAACACGCGUAUCCCCAGAUAGCGACACGUGUAACUCAUUAUAUUUGGUGAAGUUAAAAUGAUUUGCUGCUGAAAUGAAUGUGAUCUUUACUUUCCCACCUCUGUCGGUCCCUUUGUUAUAAACCUUGUAUGUAUUUUAAUUCUUUGCACUGAACUUACAAUAAAACUGAUUGAAAAGGCUUCAAAA